AUGGAGCUCACUCGCAGUGGUUUGCACUAUGUGUUUGCCAUCUUCACCUUGUUAUCCGUGGCUUCGGCUCAGACCUUCCUCGAAGCCAUUUCGCAAUAUCCGCAGCUGGCCAACUUCACGGAAUUAAUGACUAACAACCCUGGCCUGGCUGGAGCUUUACUAACCUCAAAUGCUACAUCAUUAACGCGGACGACUGUGCUUGUACCAGAUAACUCGGCAUUUGAUAAAUUGCAGAGGUUACUGGGAGUGCCUGUGGGCUCACUAUCAGUAUCACAACUUGAACCAGUUCUCUCAUAUCACAUACUCGUUAACGAAUUAACCACCGACAACUUCACCGUGGCGAAUGGCACUACCGAGCCCACCUUCUUGACAGGACCACUUUAUAACAAUCGAUCCGCUGGAGAUGCUUUAGGAUCGAGUGGAGCAGAGGGCGAUCCCAAAAACGGUCAAGUCGUCUUUAUUGAGGCCAAAGACGAGCCAAAUGCAGCUCGCCGAUUUACUGUCCGCCAACUUCCUCAGCCUGAUGUUGAGGUUCAGGGUGGUCUGGGUCAUAUCAUCAAUUUGACAUCCGUCAAUGGUGCUUGGGAUGGAGGAGUCUUCCAGAUCGUUGACAACUUCCUUGAUCUACCACUCAAUUGUACCGACACUAUUCGACGAUGGAAGAUGUUUGGCUUCAGUAGCUCACUCAGUCGCACGGGAUUGGGAGCUCCCUUGGAUAUCACCAGGAAUGUCACCUGUUUAACGCCCAACGACGACGCGUUUAAAGCAGCUGGUAGUCCCAAUGUCACCGCCAGUAUCUUUGAUCUACAGCAGUUGACUUUGUUCCACAUUAUUGAUCAGCCACUUUACACGAACUUCUUGGAAGAUGGUCAAGAAUACAUAACCUUUUCCAACCAAACCGUGCGAGUCACCAUUCGGGACGGAGCUAUCUUUGUGAACGAUGCAAAGAUCAUCCACUCCAAUGUCAUGACCAACAACGGCGUGAUGCACGUUCUCGACAAGUUUAUGACACCUCUCGACCAAGAUCGCAACUCAACAACAUCAUCAUCGACUCGAACGGCCUCCUCUACUACUUCAUCCACGGGGGGGCCUUCAGCAUUGCCACAACCUUCCACCUCCACCACAAGUUCAGCUUCGGCGGCGACGGCUUCAGCAUCUUCCGUUGCCGGAACACCAUCGAAGCUUCUCUCCCAGGCUUCCUGGUCGCUAGGAUUUCUAGGCCUCAUUGCCGGAUUCCUCCUUUGA
This is a messenger RNA of Exophiala bonariae, 1245 nucleotides long. RefSeq lists its product as uncharacterized. Gene Ontology annotation, cellular component: fungal-type vacuole membrane. The transcript has 4 exons. The record is from RefSeq and is a predicted model, not a curated record. Bases 1 to 1245 code for a protein of 414 amino acids. Gene Ontology annotation, biological process: macroautophagy. NCBI's taxonomy places the organism in Eukaryota, Fungi, Ascomycota, Eurotiomycetes, Chaetothyriales, Herpotrichiellaceae.